Archocentrus centrarchus (flier cichlid) is the source of this 1542-nucleotide messenger RNA. RefSeq names its product tetratricopeptide repeat domain 23 (gene ttc23). The record is from RefSeq and is a predicted model, not a curated record. The transcript has 11 exons. Gene Ontology annotation, molecular function: protein binding. NCBI's taxonomy places the organism in Eukaryota, Metazoa, Chordata, Actinopteri, Cichliformes, Cichlidae. Bases 252 to 1523 code for a protein of 423 amino acids.
UAUAUGCCCGAACACUAAAUUCUCCCGGUGGAAUAAAGUGGAGGAGCAUCCAUUGUUGGUCACACUAGCUAUAGCUACUGUAGCAUGAGCAGUGUGUAACCAAGGAAACCAUUCUGCUGAUGCGGCCGCAGACUUUUUAUAGUGGUUAAAGUCUCACAUGCAUUUAAAUAUAUUAAAAAUAUAUAUACAUAUAUCGAUUUUGAUGACGACCUGAUUCACUAGAGUCAUCAACUGAACCCCACCCCGAAAACAUGGCAAGCAGAAACAGGGGUGCGUGUCUAUUUCCUGACUGUGGCUCACAAACAAGCAGCGCUAAGAAGAAUUUUCUAAUGAUGCCUCCUGAAAAAAAGCUCCAGUACUUUGAGAGUCAGGCUCAAGCCCAUGAGGACAAUCAAGAGUUUGAUGCUUGCAUCCAGGACCUGGUGCAUUGCGUGGCUCUGACAGUGCUAGCAUACGGGGAGCAACACCUGAAACUGGCAGAGGCCCACACCAGACUUGCUAAAGCAUAUUUCCAGUUCAAAGGCUGGGGACUGCAGGCCCAGAAGCACUCGACUCUGGCCAGAGAAAUGCUGAGUUUCCUGUCCACCUCCUCCAAUAGAGGUGAAAAGAUUCUCAUAUGUCUUCUAAAUGUGAACCUCACACAAGGUGGUGCUUUUCUUCUCACAGACAAUUUGCUGGAGGCAGAAUUCUAUUUCCUGGAGGCAGAACAAAUCCUAAAGGAGCUUCAUGAGUGCAGUGUUAUCACUCAGGAAGAAAAGAUAAAGACUCAGCUGGAAAUCUCCUCUGGUCUAUACAGGGUCUAUAAGAGACAGAAUAAACCAAAGAAGGCCUUAAGCCAGUGUGUGAAGUCCCUGCAAUUGCUGAUGGACUGUGGUAAUCCAGAGAGGACUUGCUCCAUCUAUAGGGAUAUGGCCACUAUUGAACAGGACCAAGGUCAUUUGGAACAGGCCAUAGAGCAUCUCUCCAAGGCUCAUGCCAUAGCUAUGAGUCAUGGCCUAGAGGAGCUGGAGGGGGCUCAGAUCUCCCACAGCCUGGCCCUCAUCUUUUCUGCUGCAGCAGAGUCCCAUCACAAUGACUCUGCAGGUCACUACUUUGAACAAAGUUUAAAAGCAUACAGGAACUCUGUAGGUCCACAGGAUCCAGCUUUUCUUGCUGCCCAGGAUGACUUCUGUCACUUUCUCCUUAAUAAUGGGCAAAAACAAAAAUGUAUAGAGAUCCAGAGAGCCUCUCUUGAUUUUAAAAGAUCUGCAUUCGGUGAGCUGAGUGCUGAGGUAGCCGAUACCCUUCAGCUGAUAGGAAGUGUGGAGUUGACCGAGGGAAGAAUGACCCAGGCUCAUAGGACACUGACAAAGUGCCUGAAGAUCCAGAGUUUGUUGUAUGGUCGUCAGCAUGAGAAGACCAAAGCUGUACAAAGAACUGUGGACAUGCUGGCUAGGGCACCAGAGGUGGCUGAGAAGAUCCGGGGUAAAAGGAAAACAAAACCACACACUUUUCCACUUGUACCAGCCAGUGGUAAUAAUUAAAACUUCAUGUCAAACUGGA